GUCAGUUUAGUUGUUCUGACCUUUCCUGCUUUCCCGUCUUAAAGUUUUACUGCUACAUCGUUUGAUCGUUUUUUAUUGUGACGCGGUUUCUUUUUGUUUAUACUUCUUUAAGCAGGUCAGAAUGAUGAGCAGCGAGGCGGACGUUGCUAGUGUCUCAGAACACACGGAAGAAGUCACGGCGGACGUCGACCCUUGUAAACUGGUGGUAAACUACCUUCCCAGUGGUGUCAAGGAGAAUUUUCUCAGGAUGAUCUUUGGAACCGAGAAGAUCCUCGAGGGCCAUGCACGGCUGGAGGAGUGUAAGGUGGUGCGACGCAAGACGCCCGGCGGUUCGGUUAGCCGUGGUUAUGCGUUCCUCAAGUACAGUCACGAAGAUGCAGCAAAACGCGCGGUGAAACUGCUCAACGGGUUCAUUCUGUUGAACAGCGGGUCGCCACAGGAUGUUGACGCAGCGGGCGAGCGCAAAGUCAAGCGUUUGAAGGUGUCAUACUGUCGGCCGGCGGACGAAGAGUACAAGAACACGAAUCUCUUCAUCACGGGCAUCCCGUGUAAAUGGCAGUUGGAGGAUCUCAAGGAGCACUUCGGCCGCUGGGGCGGCAAGAUCAUCACGUGCAAAAUGGCUCCCCGUAACUGUCGCUGCAAUAACGCCACGGACGGUGACGACCAGUCGAAUGUUCCCUCAGUUCCCUGCGAUAAGACCGACUGGGCGUUUGUCCGUUUCACCUGCCAUAAGGACGCCGAUACGGCCCAGCGACAGUGGCACAUGCGGCCGCCGCUGCCCGGAUGGGAGCGUGUGCUGAAAGUGAAGAUCCUCGACGACGACAAGGCUGGGCUCCGCUACCUGGGCCUGCGCUAA
This is a messenger RNA of Paramacrobiotus metropolitanus, 856 nucleotides long. Its product is annotated as ELAV-like protein 1. The coding region runs from base 122 to 856 and encodes 244 amino acids. Gene Ontology annotation, cellular component: ribonucleoprotein complex. NCBI's taxonomy places the organism in Eukaryota, Metazoa, Tardigrada, Eutardigrada, Parachela, Macrobiotidae. Gene Ontology annotation, molecular function: RNA binding. The record is from RefSeq and is a predicted model, not a curated record. The transcript is spliced from 4 exons.